UUUGGCUGUUAUUCACCAGCUUUCUCUCAUUUCCCAGCCAGGUGCUUCGCAAAGCUAGACACCUUCAAGACAAGCGCAAACACUUAAAGACUUUUCAGCAGCGGACCUCGGUACCUUUUCUGGAUCUAGUUUUGCAAAACAGGAGACCUGGAUUUUUGUUUACCAUUCAAGAACUGGUAUGCUCAGUUCAACUCUACGUGACAGGUGAACUGUUUUAUAACGAACUUGUUUACAAAAAAAAUUAACAGGGAACAUCAACUUGAAGUAACAACCUAAUACAACAAAAUGUCAAAGCCAGUUGAUCAUAUUAAAAGACCCAUGAAUGCGUUCAUGGUUUGGUCUCGGGGCCAAAGGAGGAAGAUGGCACAGGAGAAUCCAAAAAUGCACAACUCCGAAAUCAGCAAAAGGCUGGGAGCAGAGUGGAAACUACUGUCAGAAUCAGAAAAGCGACCUUACAUUGACGAGGCAAAGAGACUCCGGGCGCAGCACAUGAAAGAACACCCCGACUACAAGUACCGACCGAGGCGUAAGCCCAAGAAUUUGUUAAAGAAAGACAGGUACGUCUUCCCUCUGCCCUACCUUGGAGACACAGACCACUUUAAAGGGCUCCCAGUCUCAGCCACGGACUCUCUUUUGAGUGCUUCAGAAAAAGCCCGAGCAUUCCUCCCUCCGACCUCGGCACCUUACUCCUUCCUCGACCCCAGCCAGUUCAGCUCGAGCGCCAUUCAGAAGAUGACGGAGAUGCCUCACGGGCUGACCCCCAGCACUCUGUCCUACCCCUCUUCUCUGGGAUACCAGAACGGAGCUUUCGGAAGUUUGAGUUGCCCCAGCCAGCACACCCACACCCACCCGUCACCCACCAACCCUGGCUAUGUGGUGCCAUGUAACUGUACGGCCUGGUCAGCGUCUAGUUUACAGCCACCAGUUGCCUACAUACUUUUCCCAGGUAUGACCAAGACUGGAAUAGACCCAUAUUCCUCAGCACACGCAGCUGCUAUGUAAUACAAACGCGAGACAUUGAAACUUGAACCCAACAACAAAUGCAUGUACAUAAAGACAGUGCGACACACUCAGUCAAAUAAUUUAAUGAGCAACAAUUACCGGAAGCUGGGGAUUCGUGUGAAAAAAACAAAACAAAACAAACAAACAACAACAACAAAAAAAAAUAGCAGAACUUUUCAUUCAAGACCCCCUCCCCCUUCGGCAUGAAACUGGGAGUAGCAACUCAACCAGGUGCCGCAAGAACUGUAAGAAUUGAAAAUGUUGAAACUUUUAUUGCAAGCUACCUUAAUAAAAGGCGGUUUUUAAGUUUAUUUAUUAUCAUGUAUAUUAAUGAUAUAAUGUUGUUUUUUGUUUAGGGUCUUUUUAUUUUGCACAUUAAGAAGUUCUGAUUUUUGUCUGCAAUAUUAUAAAGAAGAUCUGCUCUACCACUCACAAAUCGACUGUCAAAAACAGAACUUUGAAUAUUUUAAACAAUAUACGGGAUAUUUACUCUUAAAAAUAGUAAUUUUUUUUUUUUAUUUUUAUUUUUUUAUUUUUUGUGGUUCAGUGCAAAUAGUCACAAGUUUUUAUUUUUCAUUUUAGACAAGCUUCAGGAAUGAGGUCAGGCAGUUUAAUGUUGUAUUUUUUAAUUAAAAAUGGUAAUUUAAAUAUGUUAAAGUAUGUCAAGGAAAGAAAAUUAUUGUGUCCAGAAGGAUUUUACCUCGUUAUCUGUUCAUUUGGUGAACACAGACGUUUUGAAUAAA
Molecule: messenger RNA, 1745 nt
Organism: Polyodon spathula (Mississippi paddlefish)
Lineage: Eukaryota; Metazoa; Chordata; Actinopteri; Acipenseriformes; Polyodontidae
Gene: sox14
Product: SRY-box transcription factor 14
Exons: 2
Coding region: 286-1002 (238 amino acids)
Biological process (GO): regulation of DNA-templated transcription; anatomical structure morphogenesis; cell differentiation
Molecular function (GO): DNA-binding transcription factor activity, RNA polymerase II-specific; RNA polymerase II cis-regulatory region sequence-specific DNA binding
Source: RefSeq, a predicted model, not a curated record